CUCUUGUCCAUUUCUAACACACCCCGGAUGUUUAUCCUCGUUGCUAUUGGAGUGUUCUGCAAUCGUCGACCGAUGCAGCAAUGCCGGCGGAUUCUGCUAGCGCUCCAGCUGCCAGGAAGAAGUGUUUAGUCAGUAUUCAUGAUGCGGUGAAAGCUGGCGAUGUGACGGAACUCGAGUUAAUGGUGAAAAGUGGAGCCAGCAUUAAUGAAGUGGAUCCCAUUCACAAAUUUACACCAUUGCAAUGGGCAGCACACUCCGAUAGCUUAGAGUGCCUACACUGGUUGCUAUGGCAUGGUGCUGACACAACUGAUGUAACUCCCAGAGGUUGGACAGCCGCGCACAUUGCAGCCAUUAGGGGUCACGAUGCCUGUAUGCAGGCCUUGGUAAUGAAUGGUGCAAACCUAACAGCGAAGGAUGAUAGAGGUUGUACUCCAUUGCACCUGGCUGCUUCACAUGGACAUUCAUACACUCUUCAGAGGAUUCUUCACAGUGGUGUGGGUACAAAUCCAGCUGAUAAAAACAACUGGAGGGCAGUUCACUAUGCUGCCUUUCAUGGAAGGCUGGGUUGCUUGCAGCUUCUGGUCAGGUGGGGUGCAGACGCGAAUGAAGUGGAUCAAGAUGGGAAUUUACCAGCUCAUCUUGCAGCAAUGGAAGGCCACCUGCACUGCUUUAAGUUUCUUGUCAGUCAAGGGGUUAGUGUGACACACGUAUUGACAGCGAGGAAUGACCAAGGUGAAACCCCAAAUGAUCUUGCAAAGAGGUUCUACAAGGACAACAUCGUGCAGUAUAUAGCAGCCGUGGAGCAUGAACGGGAUCACCCAGAUGAUCAAGAAAACCUUGCAUUUCCAGCUCAUGUAGGUGCUUUCAAAGGAGAUCUCAAGACUCUGCAACAACUAGUGGAAUCUGGAGUGAUUAACCUCAAUGAACGAGAUGAUAAAGGCUCCACGCCCAUGCAUAAAGCUGCUGGGCAAGGACACCUCGGCUGCCUGCAAUGGCUUAUAGAAAUGGGAGGAGACCACCACAUCAAAAAUGAAGCUGGAGAGACACCGAUGGACGUGGCUAAGAGAUUUUCCCAGUUGGCUGCCGUGAAACUCCUUGGAGGAGGCCUAGAUGAUGUCUUAGACGAAGAGAUGAAUAAGGACAGUCCCAGUUUCUUCGACCAACAUGGUAUUGAAAGGAGUACAGAUAAUCAGGACAGCAUUAACCAAAGUCCUGGUCAAAAAAGGGAAGCUAGAAUGAGGGCCUAUAAGAAAAUUGAAAAAUUUGAGCAGUUAUUAGAAAUUGCCAAAAACAACUACAGACAGCUUGGAGGUAUGCUGGAGGAAGAUCAGCUCCAACAGAAGGACAAGAAAGAAGCAGAAAGAAUUCUGCAGGAGCUACAGGCUCAACUAGAUUACGAGCGUCUACGGCGAGAGAAGUUGGAGUGUCAACUAGAUGACUGCCGAGCAGAAAUAGGUCACUUGAAUCAAUGUUUGGAGAAGUUGAGGACGUGUAGCAGUUCUGUGGAAGAAAAUGUUGAAGAUAUGUUGAAGGGGAGAAAAACAGUAAGGAAUAAACAGAGGUUCAGCAGUGGUGGUGUCUUUGUACGACGUGCUCCUGACAGGAGCGGUUUCAGUCACAGACCUCGUUAACAGCCACUCACUAUUCCCCCCCAAAUCCUUUUCCACUGGAUAAUUCAAGUUCAAGAUCAUGAUCAAUUCCAUAAUAGGUUGGGCUUCGUUUAAAUUGCUCCACUAUUUUCAGUUUUUUUUUAAAAGCGCAAAAUCAGGAUUUUACAGUGGCGAUCGACACUAAAUUCUGUCAUAACCCAGCAGGACAGGCAGCAUCCCUGGAUAGAAGGAAUGAAUGACAUUUGAAGUUGGGUCUCGACCCAAAACG
Messenger RNA from Amblyraja radiata (thorny skate), 1878 nucleotides. RefSeq names its product ankyrin repeat domain-containing protein 42. The record is from RefSeq and is a predicted model, not a curated record. Bases 81 to 1631 code for a protein of 516 amino acids. NCBI's taxonomy places the organism in Eukaryota, Metazoa, Chordata, Chondrichthyes, Rajiformes, Rajidae. The transcript has 12 exons. Gene Ontology annotation, molecular function: protein binding.